UAAAUCCCAUGAAUCUCUUCAAUCACAGCAUCCCUCAGAAUUGAGAAAAAUGAAAAUGAAAAUGUCGUCACCAAGAAUUGCUGCUAAUAUAUUUGCUUCCUUCUUCUUAUUCUUCAUCUUCCUUUUCCUUUCUGUGUCGUCUGCCGAUUCCAGUUCUUCGUCAUCCCACCAGGCGUUCAUCCAGUGCCUGAGAAGGAAUUCCGAUCCCUCCAGUCCGAUCUCUGCGGUUCUCUACAGUUCCGACAAUUCCUCCUACUCAUCUGUUCUGCAACAAUACAUUCGGAACCUGCGGUUCAAUGAAACGACCACGCCCAAACCACGCCUCAUCAUUACUGCCACGCACGUUUCCCACAUUCAGGCAUCCAUCGUCUGCGCCAAACGACACCGUUUCUUAAUGAAAAUCCGCAGCGGCGGACAUGACUACGAGGCUGUCUCGUACACCUCACAAAACCCUAAUUUUUUCGUUCUGGAUAUGUUCAAUUUCAGAAAGGUUAAUGUCAGCCUAGAGGACGAGACUGCCUGGGUCGGAGCCGGGGCGACUCUCGGCGAAGUCUACUACGGAAUCGCACAAAAAAGCAACGUCCAUGGCUACCCCGCCGGAGUCUGCCCCACAGUCGGCGUCGGCGGCCACAUCAGCGGCGGCGGAUACGGCAACAUGAUGCGCAAAUACGGCCUGACUGUAGAUAACGUCGUCGACGCAGAAAUCGUCGAUGUGAGAGGAAGAAUCCUCGACAGGAAAUCCAUGGGAGAAGAUCUUUUCUGGGCGAUCACCGGCGGCGGAGCCUCCAGCUUCGGUGUCGCCCUUUCUUACAAGAUCAAGCUUGUCCGAGUUCCUUCGGUAGUAACGGUUUUCAGAGUUCCAAGAAAUUACAACCAGAACUUAACCGAUCUGGUUCACCGCUACCAGCAAGUCGCCGACAAGCUACCUGAAGAUUUAUUCGUCAGGCUAACACUGUCCGUCGUCAAUGGCACCAACCGGGGCACGUUCAACUCACUGUUCCUCGGAAACUCCGAACAGCUCCUGUCCAUCAUGAACCAGAGCUUCCCCGAACUGGGAAUAACCCGAUCGGACUGCACCGAAAUGAGCUGGAUUCAAUCGGUACUCUUCUGGACAAAUUUGGGACAGACGAGUGAACUCCUUACUAGAGUUCCUCCGACCGUCGAUUACCUGAAGAGGAAAUCCGAUUUCUUACAGAAACCCAUGCCGAAAGAAGGGAUAGAGAUGAUUCUCCAGACAAUGGUAGAACUCCGAACUCCACAGCUGACCUUCAACCCCAUGGGGGGCCGCAUGGCGGAGAUUCCGGCGUCGGAGAAACCGUACCCGCAUCGGGCCGGGAACAUUGCGAAGCUUCAGUACGCGACGAACUGGAACGAGACCGGAGUGGCGGCUGCAAACAGGUAUUUGAAUCUGACAAGGAGGCUGUAUGAUUCUAUGACGCCGUACGUUUCGAUGUCUCCGAGGCAGGCUUUUCUCAACUACAGGGAUUUGGACAUCGGAAUCAACAGCAAUGGUCCCAACAGUUACCAGGAAGGGAGGGUUUAUGGCGUCAAGUAUUUCGAGGGAAACUUCGACAGGCUCGUGAGGAUCAAGACCCGAGUUGAUCCUGAUAACUUCUUCAGGAACGAGCAAAGCAUCCCUGUCUUGCCCUAGAAAUAUAUAUGGCCAUCAGCUGCUGUAGAUGUCGACAGCAUUUUUUUUUUUUUUAUUUUUUAAAACUUAGUUAUAAAAUGUUAUUGGAAUAUAUAAUAUGCUUUUAUACUUACAUCAUGUAUGAUUAGGCAUUGUUUGCCUUUACGUUUUAAUUUAUUUGUUGUUAUUUAAUUUCCAAGUAAUAAAUGUUA
Molecule: messenger RNA, 1842 nt
Organism: Andrographis paniculata
Lineage: Eukaryota; Viridiplantae; Streptophyta; Magnoliopsida; Lamiales; Acanthaceae
Product: berberine bridge enzyme-like 8
Exons: 1
Coding region: 50-1651 (533 amino acids)
Molecular function (GO): oxidoreductase activity; FAD binding
Source: RefSeq, a predicted model, not a curated record